UGAGCGCCGCUCCGAGCAGGCAGUCACUGCGAAACCGGUCCUCCACAAAACUACACUUGCACCGUUUUCGCACCGUUCCCCUUGUCGUACUUGUCUCUGAAUGAAGUAUAGGCUUUUUUUCUGGAUGUAGCGCCGGUUUUUGUAUCAGACGAGCUCCGGUGUUUUGUUUUUUUUGGUUUUUUUUUUUCCUACUAGUCCAAAGAAGCCACCUCCGCCUCCGGGGACCAACUGCUGCCACUUCGGCGUCGUUUUAACCACCUCUGAAAACUUACCAGCUCGGUUUGUACGGUUAAUUUUUGUUGUUUUUGUACCAGUUUAACAUUGUCUCGCUAGCUGACAACACAACGUAUCUGUUAAAGCGAGUUAAAUGCGGCUAAGUUCGAUGCUAUAGCUUCGAAAGACAGUUUCUCGACCGUGAUCAUUCAGCGACUUUUCAGUUGCUGAACACUAAAACAGAAAAACGGCUUCAGUACUGAGGUAGCAGAGGAGGAGGAAAGCCCCGAAAGUCAACGGAUAUGGAGUCGACUAAAGCUGGUGUCAUCGCCUACAUCAGCUCGGCCAGCUCUGCCUCCAGCCCAGAGUCCUGCCACAGCGACUCCUCCAACGGCAGCUACCAGUCGGCCUCGCCCCCCCGUGGCUCUUCACCGAGCCGCCGCCAGCUGGGUCAGCCGGCUGACCCCGCACUCCACGCUGAAGGCCAAAACCUCUCCGGGACCCAGAAGACGGGACGCUCCUCCUCCACUGCAAAAUGUGGCAUCACAAAAAUCAACGGCCUGGUGCUGCUGUGUAAGGUGUGUGGAGAUGUGGCCUCUGGUUUCCACUAUGGUGUCCACGCCUGUGAGGGCUGCAAGGGUUUCUUCAGGAGGAGCAUCCAGCAGAACAUCCAAUACAAGAAGUGCCUUAAGAAUGAGAGCUGCCCCAUCAUGAGGAUAAACAGGAACCGCUGCCAGCAGUGCCGCUUCAAGAAAUGCCUGAUGGUGGGAAUGUCCAGAGACUCUGUACGCUUUGGACGAAUCCCGAAGCGGGAGAAACAGCGCAUGCUGCUGGAGAUGCAGAGUGCCAUGAACAACAUGAUGAACAACAGUCAGCUGCAUAACCAGCUGCACAGCAGCCAGACGCUCCCCAUCGCCAAACCGCUGCCAGCCUGCGCCUUCAAUCCUACCUCAGAGGACGCCGGCCCCGCCCCUUCCUGCUCUCCAGCCUCUUCUCCCUGCUUGAGCCAAUCAGAUUCCAGCUCUGACCCUGAGCCCACCAUUUCCAUGGAUACCAGCCCCAGCUCGGCCUCGCCCAGUGCAUCAGACAGCAGCGAGGAGGAGGUGAUCGGCUCAGUGACCCGGGCCCAUCAGGAGACCUUCAUGUACAACCAGGAGCAGAGCAACCUGACCGCUGAGGCCCCGCCCUCCACUGCCCUGCAGAACACUGCUGUUGUAAACAACGUGACCAACCACAGGAUAGAUGAGAGGCAGGACGCCUGGAACCACCACAACAACCUGGUCACCAUGGCAACCCAGGACCCCCCCUCCACUCUGGGCCAUCAAGGGCAAGAGGACAUUGGCUGUCCCUUCAGAGGGUCCAAGAGCUCCAGCAGCCACUGUCCAGCCUACGUACACGGAGCCUUCAAAACUCAGGCAGCAGAGCCCCCUGCUCACGGGACCCACAGCCAGCCCCUGUGGAGAGGAGGAAACCGGAUGCACCUGGUUUGUCCUAUGAACAUGUCCCCACACGUGGACCCUCAGAAGUCCGGCCAUGAAGUUUGGGAGGAGUUCUCCCACAGCUUCACCCCUGCUGUCAGGGAGGUGGUGGAGUUCGCCAAGAAGAUCCCCGGCUUCAAAGACUUGACCCAGCACGACCAGGUCAGCCUGCUGAAGGCCGGCACCUUUGAGGUGCUGGUGGUUCGCUUUGCUUCCUUGUUCGACGUGAACGACCGCACCGUCACCUUUUUGGGUGGGAAGAAGUACAGCAUGGAUUCUCUGAGGGCCAUGGGCGCCGGCGACCUCCUCAACUCCAUGUUCGACUUCAGCGAGAAGCUGAUGAACCUCGGCCUUAGCGAGGAGGAGAUGAGCCUUUUCACUGCUGUGGUCCUGGUCUCUGCAGAUCGCUCGGGCAUCGAGAAUGUGAACUCCGUCGAGGCCCUGCAGGAGACGCUGAUCCGUGCGCUGCGAAGCCUCAUCAUGAAGAACCACCCCAACGAGUCGGCCAUAUUCACCAAGCUGCUGCUUAAGCUGCCCGACCUGCGCUCCCUCAACAACAUGCACUCGGAGCAGCUGCUCGCUUUCAAGGUCCAUUCCUGAAGUUGACCCCACAAACUUGAAACAACCAUGACCAGACACUGGAGGACCACUGCCUCCCUUCAACUUCUCACCCCAACACCUGCACCUCUACUCUUCCCCCAUUAGACUUUGGGUCCUUUUAAUGUUCAAGCUCAGACAUGACCUGGGGGAAGAAGCCGUUAAAAAGCUGUUGUACUGUAGGGCGUGACUGCCUAUGUGAUGGUAAUGAUGUAUACAUACAGACACACUGAUUAAUGUAUAUGUUGUUUGUGUUUGUGUGUAGAAUACUGUAUGUUUGCAGCUGUACAAAUGUUAGAAGCACUUUCCUGUAUAGUGUAGACUGGUGUCUUUGCAUUCAUAGUGCAAUACGUGACUGCUUUUGAUUUGAGCUGUAUAACAAUGAGUCAAGAAACCUUGAACACAUAAAUUUAGAUAUUUGCUGUCCUCGUGUGAUAAAGGGGAAAUGGUGAACAUAAACCCCCUGGAUACUGAAGAACUGAUGAGAGGAUUCCCUCUUGAAAAAUACAAGCAGAACAUUAGAGGAAUGUGGAAGCUGUUUUUGCAGCUUUUUGUUUGGUCACCAAGAAUGUUGUAUUAAGAGCAGCAGGCAGCACAUUGUAAUGAAUUUGAGAAGCAAAGGAAGACAAUCUAUUAUGUCAUGCAGUUUUGUUUUAUUUUUUGGUACUUGCUUAUUUGGUGUCAUUUUCUAUAUUAUUUGGGCAUUUUGACAAAUUGGACGCCUCUGUCACACUUCCAUAAGAUGGAAAUAGAAACUGAAUCAGUGAAUUGAGAAUUCUCUGGAUUUGUUUUAGCAUCUUAAGAACACUUUCCCUUCUUUUAGUUUUCUCUCUUUGAAGAUGUAUUUCUCAGAUCCCUGUGUGUGCUGUCCUGCCUGCUCAGCACAGGUCGUUUCUUAACCUACGCAUCAAGUCGGGAACUUGACGCUGCUGUCGGACUCUAGAUGCCCCCAAAAAAACAUCGACCGGAUAUCUCGCAGUCACCAGCAACUCCACCUUGCUUGAAAAGACUUAAUUUCUUCUUUUACAAAGUGUACAGACUAUAGUGUAGUUGAAUUGAGUAAAUAGAGGAUUAUUCACAUAAAAUAUGAUUGUAAUAUCACUGAAGUGAUUGUCAUUUAAGUAAAUUGAGUCGAGGUCCCAGUGAGUUGCUGGUGCAGAGUCUUUCAGUGCCAUCUCUUGUUGCGUUCAUUUCCUGUUGCUGAACUCUGAAUGUGUGGCUGUUGAUGUGGAUAUCCAGAGCUUCUGUCAUUGUGUUCACAUUGCUGACCAGUGGUUCGGUUCUCCUCUGUGAAAGGAUUGCAGUAUGCAUAGAUUUCUAAAUAAAUAUAUACAUACUAUCAUACAUACAGGACUGUAUAUCUAUAAAUAAAUUUUAUAAAUGCA
This is a messenger RNA of Sphaeramia orbicularis (orbiculate cardinalfish), 3673 nucleotides long. RefSeq names its product nuclear receptor subfamily 1, group D, member 2b (gene nr1d2b). Gene Ontology annotation, biological process: negative regulation of transcription by RNA polymerase II; positive regulation of transcription by RNA polymerase II; hormone-mediated signaling pathway. Lineage: Eukaryota; Metazoa; Chordata; Actinopteri; Kurtiformes; Apogonidae. The transcript is spliced from 8 exons. The record is from RefSeq and is a predicted model, not a curated record. Gene Ontology annotation, molecular function: RNA polymerase II cis-regulatory region sequence-specific DNA binding; zinc ion binding; nuclear receptor activity. Bases 516 to 2291 code for a protein of 591 amino acids.